Ahaetulla prasina is the source of this 3823-nucleotide messenger RNA. Its product is annotated as ly6/PLAUR domain-containing protein 3-like. The transcript has 5 exons. NCBI's taxonomy places the organism in Eukaryota, Metazoa, Chordata, Lepidosauria, Squamata, Colubridae. Bases 101 to 1135 code for a protein of 344 amino acids. Gene Ontology annotation, cellular component: plasma membrane. The record is from RefSeq and is a predicted model, not a curated record.
ACUUGAACUUUUUAAGGACUUGACACAAGCAGAACGUACUCAAGACCGGCAAGGGGAAAGCAAAAAGGAACCGAGGCAACGUUGGGACUUAGACAACGUAAUGAUGGGCACCUACCUCCAGCUCCAGAUAAGGUGGUCUGCCCUUCUGGUGGCCUUGAUGUUUUUCAUGAAAGGUGCCUUGGCUCUGGAGUGCCACAGCUGUGUAGACUUGGGUGAUGGCGGUUGCAGUCAGCAGCAGAUGAAAAAGUUGACCUGCCCAAGCAAUGCCCACGUCUGUGUGGAAACCGUGGCUGCUGUGGAAUGGAGUCACGGGAAGUUCUCCGUUGGCGAAAAGGGUUGCGGGCUGGGCAUGCCAGGAACCAAUGACAAGGCGGUGGAAGUGCACGGCAUCUUGGCUUUCUCUCAGCUCCAUCAAUGCAACACGAGCCAGUGCAACGUUAAACUGGACAUCAAAGCACUGCAGCUGCAACCCAUGGAUAACGUGAGUGCUCGGAUUCCCAACGGAGUGGAAUGCUACAGCUGUGAUGGAGACAACUGCACAAUGGACAAUUCAGCCAUUGUCGAGUGUUACGAUAAUUUCCGAGGUUGUUUCCAUGGCAACGUCACUAUGAAAGCAGGGAAUUUUUCACUGACCAAACCCAUCAAAGGAUGCGUUCAAGAUGGCGACUGUACCAAGGUCAGGAAAGGGAGUCCGGCCAUCACCCUCUCAGGCUCCUGUUGCUCAGGGAACCUCUGCAACACUAAUCUCUCCAACAAAACACACUUCUCCACCUCCAUCCCAAGGCUGGCCUUCCUGCCUGCUGAAGAGAUUAAGAAGAACGCAACCGCCACAACCCCUUCGACGUCCGUCCGGGCCAAUGCAGCCACAGCGGCAGCUUCCACUUCUAGCAAGCUCACCCGUUCUCUUGCUGUGAGCCCAUCGGUGGGCAGCCCUCAGAAGGACCACAGUCAUGACCACGACCACGGCCACGACCACAGUCAUGAAGAGGAUGUAAAGAACAACGUCGUUCAAAAUAGGAAAGUGGUCCCUUCUGUGAAGGUUGAAGAAAGACAAGCUGGUGGGCCGAAGGGAGGUGUAGCAGGCUUGCAGGGGUCAGUCCUGGCGGCUUUUCUGCUCCUUGGCUUGUGUCUGUGAAGGGGACUCAAAGGAGUGAAAUGACAUUCAACCUUCUUCCCUUCCCCCCCCCCUUUGCUAGAUCGAAGCUUAUCGCGUACAGCUUUGCCUCAUUUGGUACCGUUUCUCCCGCUCUGAGCAGGAGGCUGGACUAGAAGUCCUCUAAGGUCCCUUUCCAACUCUGUUUGCUAUUCUGUUAAUUCUGUUUUGUCUGCCUCUUCCCAAGAAGCCGGCAUUUUGGACGUAAGGUCCGAUUGAUGACGUUUGAGUAUCGGAAAUAAAUUUUCCUUUGGUGCCCUUCUCUAUAUCAGGUAGUCCUUGACUUACGACCAUUCGCUUACGGUGGCACCGAAACAAGCGACCUUCAACCGUCCCUUGCAGUUAUGACCGCCGCAGCAUCCAAAAAGUCAUGCGGUCAAAAGUCGGGCGCUUGGCAACAGGCAAAUAUUUAAAAUAGCUGCAGCAUUCCAGGUUGACGGGAUCACCAUUUGUGACCGUCUCAGGUGGCUUCUGAAAAAGCAAAGUCAAGGAGAGAAGCCAGAUUUGCUUAAUGACUACAUGGCUCACUUAACAACUGCAGUGAUUCACUUAACAACCACAGCAAAAAAAAGGUUGUAAAAUUGGGCAUAAGGGACCUUUUUUUAGUAGUAAAAAAAAAAUUUGGUCCCAACUGCGGUCUUAGGUCCAGAACUACCUGUACUUUAUUUUCAUGGUAGUCAUUAGAAAUUAAGAUUCACUGCUCUGGUACAUGAUUAAUCUCAUAUUUAUGGGCAGCAAAACCUGGUUUCACUCUUCCAAAACAAAGUCAAAUUCCUUUUGCAUGGGGUUCUUUUCCUGCCCUCCUCUUCCAAUAUAAUUUUGUGCCGAUCAGAUUUCCAGAGUUUUGAUUCGCAUAAAUUUUGACUCGACAGAGGUCAGAAGGAAGGCGCAGGCAGCUGAAGUUAAGCUGUAACUUAAUGACGUGAAACCGACCAACUCAAAGAAAUCAGCUUUUUGUGUGGGCCCUAAUGACUUAACCCUAUCAAAGUGUUCUGGAAAUCAUGAACGCCGAAAUGUGUCUGAGAUGGUGGACAAGGUUUUGGUUGAGAGCUUACACGAGGAAGAGUGUAGAGUCAGGUGGACUGUUGCCACGUUGAAAUUUGGAUUUUAAUCCUGAAAUGCUGGAGCAGAGCUAUGAAAGUCUAAAACCAACAUACGUAGCCCUUUAGUGUUUCAAGGAAACCUAUCCUGACUUCAGUGAAUGAAUGAAAAGAAUCAAACUGUAACCCACACAAGGCAGACCGUGUAAAACAGGAAAUAAAACUAUUGGACGGCAAUUUUGUAUUUUAAGUACUUUCCAUAAUUUGCACACACGAGAAAUGUUUAUUUUUAACAUUUGCAGGGGAGAUGGGUCUCGGGGUUUUUGCCUUGUCUUACUGAAUUGAGCCUGGAACCAACCAGCAAACAUCAGCCCUCUAAACUGAGAUCAAAGCAAUAGAACACCAAAUCAAAGAUUCAGACAAAGAUUGAAGUGUUGGCUAAGUUCAUACAACACUCUAGACCAGAGGUGGGUUUCAGCAGGUUCUGACCAGUUCUGGAGAAGCGGAAAUUUUGAGUAGUUCAGAGAACCAGCAAAUACUACCUCUGACUGGCCCUGCCCCCAUCUAUUCUCUGCCUCCUAAGUCCCAGCUGAUCGGGAGGAAAUGGGAAUUUUGCAGCACCCUUCCCCUGGAGUAGGGUGGGAAUGGAGAUUUUACAGUAUCCUUCCCCUGCCAUGCCCACCAAGCCACGCCCACCAAGCCAUGCCACACCCACCAAGCCACGCUCACAGAAUUGGUAGUAAUUUUUUUUGAAACCCAUCACUGCUCUAGACCAGGGGUAUCAAAGUCGAUUUCAUUGAGGGCUGCAUCAGGGUUGUGUUUGACCUUGGGGGUGGGGGGCAGAGUGGGUGUGGUCAGAGUGGGUGUGGCCUGCUUGACGUCACUCAUGUCAGGGGCACCUGUGGCAGCCCGAGUGCUUUGCCAGCGAAAACAGGCUCCCGAGCUCCGUUUCCAGCUGCGACGGCCUCGUGCAAUCGUCUGUCAGCGCAAACGGAGCUUAGGAGGGGUGCAUGCAGCCCUCCCGAGCUCCAUUUGCACUGGCAGAGGGUUGCACGAGACUGUCACAGCCAGAAAUGGAGCCCAGGAGCCCAUUUUCACUGGCAGAGGCCCUGCAGGCCGGUCCUUCACUGUUUCCAGAGUGGCCCCAUGGGCCAAAUAUAAGCACCUUGCGGGUUAGAUGCAUCCUGGAGCCUUGAGUUUGAUACCCCUGCUCUAGACUAAACUAAAAUGAGGGUUGUUUGUGAGUCGGCAUAUUGUGUCUUUCCAGCCAUUACCUUAGCAUGUUACAAUAAACCAGGUCAUCGGAUUAGGACAUAAUACGAUUUAUUCCUUUGGCUCUAGCAUGUUCGGUGAACAUAGAAAUUGUAUUUCGUUCACUUGGGUGAAGGGUGCGUUGUAUGUACCCAGCUCCCGAAUCUCUGCAGAGAUCCCACCCAUCCACCCUUGUUGCUCUCAAGCAGGAACAAAUCGAAUCCGCAAAGUUUAAACACAUCUGGUGCUGUUAUUAUUCAUUCAGUUUAUUUUCUUCCUGUUUGUAAAUAGCUUUAAUUGGUGACUCUUGCCAAAGUAAUACAUUUCAAGGAAAACUGGGCUCGGAAAGAUAUUAACAAAUAAAGAGAUUGGAACUUGG